GCAUUGCAUACUUCCAGUGUUACGACAAUUCCACUUGAUGCAUUGAGCCCAUUGCGGCGGAACUUCCCUUCUUUCUCUCAGCUUUGUUGUGUCUUCUGUGGUGAGAAGUGAAACAAACAAAAAUGUUUUCGUCUGCGCUCAAAUCCCUGAGCUCUAACAUAUCGUCCAACUACCACAUCUCUCCACACCCCACCGUGGUCUCCGGUCCUUGGAAAAUCCAUGAUGGGAAGAAGAAAUCUACCGGAACCACAGCGUCAAUCUUUAUAUUUGACAAGAAGGUUCUCGAACCAAGAUCAAGUGGACUUGGUAGUCGUUCCAGCUCUUCAACCAAAAAGCUGCAAGAAGAUGUUGUUGAACGCCUGAAGCGGGAAGCGAGCAACCUUGCGCGGCUCCGGCAUCCGUCUGUCCUUCAAGUGCUGGAGCCUGUCGAAGAGACUCGGAACGGCGGACUCAUGUUUGCUACAGAGCAGAUUACCGCAUCUCUUGCAGGACUACUGCAGACAAAAGAUGCGCAGGAGAACACUUCGAGGAUCGGCUCGAGGUCCAGCCGUUACAUGGUGGAAGAGCCCGACGGCACGCGCAGGCGAAGAGACCUCGAGAUCGACGAACUAGAGAUCCAAAAGGGCUUAUUGCAAGUUGCCAAAGGUCUCGAAUUCCUCCACGAGUCUGCCGGGCUUGUCCACGGCAAUUUGAACCCCGAAGCCAUCUACAUCAAUGCCAAAUCGGAUUGGAAAAUCUCUGGCCUUGGAUUUGCCGGCCCCGCGAGCUCUACUGAGUCGCGUUCUACUCUCCCACCUUUGGCUCUAUCAGAAGUUCUCUACCAAGACCCACGCCUGCCUCAAUCUGUGCAAUUGAAUCUGGACUAUACUUCGCCCGAUUUCGUCCUCGAUACCAACGUCACUCCUGCAGCGGAUUUGUUUUCACUCGGUCUUAUUAUAGUGGCGCUUUAUAACUCACCCCAUGUUUCCCCUCUACAGACGCAUUCCAACGUGAAUACGUACAAAAAACUUCUCAGCUCUCCAUCCAGCACUCCCUCCCAAGGCAAUAACUUCUUAUCUUCGGGCCCGAUUCCAAAGGACGUCCUUUCUCACGUUUUACCCAGGCUGAUAACGAGAAGGCCUGCUCAGCGUCUAAAUGCACGCGAGUUUCAACAAUCUCAGUACUUCGAUAAUAUUCUGGUCUCGACCAUUCGCUUUCUGGAGUCUCUACCUGCGAAAAAUGCCAACGAAAAGUCGCAGUUCAUGCGCGGGCUUCAACGGGUCCUGCCAGAGUUCCCAGCCUCCGUGCUAGACAGAAAGGUUUUGGGCGCCUUACUGGAGGAGCUGAAGGAUCGUGAGCUUUUGCCUCUUAUUUUGAGCAAUGUGUUUGCAAUCUUGCAGCGCAUUCCCAAUGCACGCCGCGCGUUCCCGGAGCGAGUGAUACCUCAGCUCAAAGAGGCUUUCCCGACAGGGAAAGGUGCUGUCCAAGACCGCGACUCUAAAAGAGAUGCGGGUCUUUUGGUCGUCCUAGAAAAUAUGCACGUCGUGGCAGAUAAUUGUUCUGGAAAGGAGUUCAAAGAAGACAUCUUGCCUCUGAUUCGUCUGGGACUCGAUUCACCCACACACACCCUGGCAGAUGGUGCAAUCAAGUGCUUACCGGUUAUUCUCCCGGUCCUUGACUUUAGCACUGUCAAAAACGAAGUUUUCCCGCCUAUAGCUUCGACUUUUAGUCGGACUAACAGUCUUGCCAUCAAAGUGCGUUGUCUGGAAGCGUUCGCUGUUCUUUGUGGCGGCUCCAUGGGAGGCAAGGAGGCAAUUGGAGAUGAUCUAUCGGGCGUAAGCCAAACAAGCAAGUCGCAGUCCAUGAAGUCAUCCAUCUUAGACAAGUACACGAUACAAGAAAAGCUUGUCCCGUCAUUGAAAGCCAUCAAAACCAAGGAACCAGCUGUCAUGAUGGCUGCUUUGUCUGUCUUCCGCCAAAUCAAAACAGUGGCGGACACCGACUUUCUUGCUCUGGAAGUCCUCCCGGUUCUCUGGAGCUUCAGUCUCGGACCCCUCCUUGACCUGCGUCAAUUUGGGGAAUUUAUGACUCUAAUCAAAGAUAUCUCCUCGAAGAUCGAAAAGGAGCAAACAAAAAAGCUCCAGGAGCUUUCGUCCGGAGGAGAUACUGGAGGGUUCCAGAACGGCACUGGGUCUUCUUCAGCAGCCUCAAUCUCGACGGGGCAGUCUAACAUGGACAACACGAGAGACAACUUUGAGCGUCUUGUUCUAGGACGAACGGCAGCUACGUCCAAUGAUCAGGAUAUUGACCAAUGGGGUAGCCUCACCUCGGGGCCUCCUGCAGUGCAGUCUAGUACUGCUCAACCGACAUCGCCUGCAGGCUUCUCCUGGCCUUCUAGUACUACAAGUCCAAGUGCGAAAGGGAGCAUGCUCCCGGCGCAAAACAAUCUCAGUAUGCGUUCGAUCACUCCUGAUUACAGCUUGAACACAUUCCCGUCUCUAGCACCUGCCACUCGGGCAAAAUCUCCCCCAACGCCAUCAUUUCCUACUCUGCAGCCUUCGCCUUCUUCAUCGUGGAGCAUACCAACCCCCGCAACUAAUCAGCAAUCGACUCAGAGAUCUAAUGUUUCGGGUGUAUCUCUGGGAGCGUUAGCGAACAUGAAGACACAGGCUCCUAUGCCUAGCCAAGCCACUCAAGCUGCUCCCAAUUACUCUGCAUUUUCAAUCCCUCCGCCUCCGUCGGGUCACAGCUCCGUUGGAUCGUUUGGCAGUCCCGGGGGACUAGCUAAGCCGGGGGGCUCGGCUUUUGGUACAACUGCCUCCUCCAAUGCGUUCCUAAACAACAGUGCGCCACAAGCAACACCAAAGCAAGGCCUCGAUAAGUACGAGAGCUUGCUGUGAACCCCGGAGGUAAGGUUAUACAAUGGUUUCAACCGCAUAUUUUGCAAAUUAUAGCCACCAGGCUUUGAUAUUCUUUGGGAUUUCCCCUUUAUUUCGUUUUGUCUUUCUAGCAUAGUCACCGGUUAUGUUGUGUGUACAGCAUCAUGCAUGAUUCCCCCAUGGUUUCAGGCGUAGUUCAAAAUGGGCUUCAAAAAGUUUUCAUUUCCUCCAUUGUCUAAGUUGGCUCCUUAUGGAGCAAAAGAAGGGGUGUGACAUAUCUAGUAUACUACCAUCAUCAGACCACAUCGUGGUAAUGGAGCAUGAGGAGAGGGCAGUGUUGGUGUGAGUUGU
Aspergillus welwitschiae is the source of this 3209-nucleotide messenger RNA. Its product is annotated as putative protein kinase Scy1. Lineage: Eukaryota; Fungi; Ascomycota; Eurotiomycetes; Eurotiales; Aspergillaceae. The record is from RefSeq and is a predicted model, not a curated record. Gene Ontology annotation, molecular function: ATP binding; protein kinase activity. The coding region runs from base 123 to 2879 and encodes 918 amino acids. Gene Ontology annotation, biological process: protein phosphorylation. The transcript is spliced from 2 exons.